Messenger RNA from [Torrubiella] hemipterigena, 705 nucleotides. The record is from the annotation of a GenBank genome assembly. NCBI's taxonomy places the organism in Eukaryota, Fungi, Ascomycota, Sordariomycetes, Hypocreales, Clavicipitaceae.
AUGAGGCGGGCGAUACAUACCGGUGACGCGCUGCUCUUCGAACGAAUCCUCAAAUCACACAAACAGCUGCUGCACAAUCCUGAUUCGUCGACGCAAGGCAUUUCAAACUCGAAUUUACAUCUGGCAGCGUCCUUGGGCCACAAACGAAUAUGCGAAACGCUGCUGGCUGCCGGGCACGAGACUCCCAACCCCGCAUUGAAUGAGCAACAUCAAACGGCUCUGAUGCUGGCUGCCCGCGCAGGACACUUGGAAGCUGUCCGAGUUAUCGCUGAGAACGAUUAUACCUGUAUACUACGACGCGAUAUUCGUGGCCGGGAUGCUAUUAUGGAAGCUAGUGCUGGGGGCCACGACAAGAUUCUCCAGUUCUUGUUGGCCUAUGUGCCGGGCGGCGCGUAUGAAGCGGUGCAGAGGGCCGAUGGAGAAGGAAAUACCGCUCUUCACUUUGCAAGCAUCAAUGGGAACCUCAUGGGCUUGCGAAUUCUGCUCGUCGCGGGCGCGGAUGCGGAAACAACAAAUGCCUGGAACUGGACACCUGCGUCGUACAGCGCCAGCGUGCAAGCCGAGGUCUAUCUGAAGGGUCUUGUCGUGGAAAUGAAGAACCGAAAAAUGCUCCGACAAGAGAUUGAAGGGGCAAGGAUUAGCAUGAUCAAGAAAGUGGAAAGCGACGACGACGACGACGACGAGGAUGACGAUGACGAUUCCUAA